Messenger RNA from Plenodomus lingam JN3, 471 nucleotides. The record is from RefSeq and is a predicted model, not a curated record. Lineage: Eukaryota; Fungi; Ascomycota; Dothideomycetes; Pleosporales; Leptosphaeriaceae.
AUGUCUUCAAACACCAUGACCCGCGUCCCAGACAAGGCAUCCCGCGUCAAGGCCCUCGUGGCCGCCACCAGCGUCGUCCACCCGGCCAACAUCGCCAAAGGGGAUGACUGCCCAAUCUGCCUCGAGCCACUGGUCCCCAACAAGGGCCAUGCUCAAGAGCAAGCGCAAGUCGCCUCUGCAGACCCCGCCAUCAAAACCAAGAUCUGCGGGCACACCGCCCACGCCUCCUGUCUGCUCCGCUGGACAGAGGAGCACAGCAGCUGCGUGUACUGCAGGGAGGAGAUGUUCCAGGAGACGCGCUGGGAGUGGUGCUAUGUGGCGCCAUAUCAGGCCGGCAAGCGUGGCGUUUGUGUCAGUAUGGAGGAGUGGAAUGAGCGAAUGAAGAGUUGCAAGAGUGAGGAGGAGGAGGAGUGGGUGAAGGGGUUUAAAUCGACUUGGGUGGAUGUGAGGAAGGUCCGGUAUAGGUAUUAG